Messenger RNA from Papilio machaon (common yellow swallowtail), 484 nucleotides. RefSeq names its product 60S ribosomal protein L35 (gene RpL35). The transcript has 3 exons. Gene Ontology annotation, biological process: maturation of LSU-rRNA from tricistronic rRNA transcript (SSU-rRNA, 5.8S rRNA, LSU-rRNA); translation. The coding region runs from base 94 to 465 and encodes 123 amino acids. The record is from RefSeq and is a predicted model, not a curated record. Gene Ontology annotation, molecular function: mRNA binding; structural constituent of ribosome. Gene Ontology annotation, cellular component: cytosolic large ribosomal subunit; ribosome. Lineage: Eukaryota; Metazoa; Arthropoda; Insecta; Lepidoptera; Papilionidae.
UCUGAGCUCUUUGGUCACCGCACGUUUUAAAAAUUUGUGUCUUUCAAAUUUCUUUAUGUCAAAAUAGUGGUGACAGGAGGUGUAAAUUUCAAAAUGGGUAAAGUCAAGUGCUCCGAAUUGCGAACUAAGGAUAAGAAAGAACUCUUCAAGCAACUUGAAGAGCUGAAGACUGAGCUGACUAAUCUGAGAGUUGCCAAAGUCACCGGAGGUGUUGCUUCAAAACUCUCUAAAAUACGAGUGGUGAGGAAAGCUAUUGCACGAGUCUACAUUGUUUACCAUCAGAAAAUGAAGGUCAAUCUCCGAAACCAUUAUAAAAAUAAAAAAUACAAGCCAUUGGACCUCAGACCCAAGAAGACCCGUGCUAUGCGUAAGGCUUUAACAAAACAUGAAGCCAAACUUAAAACACGCAAGGAAAUUAGGAAGAAAUCCUUGUUCCCACCACGUGUUUAUGCUGUGAAAGCUUAAUAAAUCUAAAUCCAACAUA